Molecule: messenger RNA, 813 nt
Organism: Diaporthe batatas
Lineage: Eukaryota; Fungi; Ascomycota; Sordariomycetes; Diaporthales; Diaporthaceae
Exons: 2
Coding region: 1-813 (270 amino acids)
Source: RefSeq, a predicted model, not a curated record
AUGGCGGAUGACGAUGAAUCUUGGCGUGAUAUCGACCCACGGCCACUGUUUACCGCCGCCAUGCUUCGGGCGGGUCCUAGAAUCAAGCGCAUCAAGCUCGAUCCGGGCAUCAAAGAUGAGCCUGACAUCAAAGCCCAAGACGUGAAGUCCGAGCGGACCCCCGAACCCUCCAGCCCUCCCUCAUCUGAAGCUUCCUACCCCCCUUCACCCGACGCUUCUUGCCCCCCUUCGCCUGCGGACUCCUGCUCUUCUCCACCACCUGAAGCCUCCUGUCCUUCUCCCCCCGAAGCCUCUCGCGCUUCUUCCCUCGAGGCCGCAGAGGUCGAGCACGGUGAGGCAGAGGAAGAGGAGGAGGAUGACGAAGAGGGAGAGGAGGAGGACGAAGAGGAAGAGGGAGAAGAGGAGGACUCGUGCCCGUGUUCACCCGAGCCCUCCUGCCGCUCUCCCUCGCCCAAGCCCACAAAAGUCAUAACAGAAUUCACACGCGAGGCAGAAUGCUACAUCUGCGAGGUGCCCGCCGUCCUCAGGUAUGUCGGCGACGACAACAAAAUCAACGCCGGCCGCCCCUACCUCGUCUAUGCAAGAGGCAUAUAUGCCGAGAACCCCUUGUGUGAGUGCGAGGGCCGGGUCGCUUCCCGGCUGGAGAUCAUCUGCAAGAAGGACAAGGGAAAGUUCGGCAUGGGUUUCUGGACGUGCGCGACGGGCAGGUGUGAUUACUACUCGGAGAACCCCCGUGGAGAGCCUGGCGUGAGGUUUUAUGGUGGCUUCUAUCCGCGGUUGUCUGACGGUAACAAGAGGAUACAUGCUGACUAG